Ruditapes philippinarum (Manila clam) is the source of this 862-nucleotide messenger RNA. RefSeq lists its product as uncharacterized. The transcript has 9 exons. The coding region runs from base 53 to 862 and encodes 269 amino acids. The record is from RefSeq and is a predicted model, not a curated record. NCBI's taxonomy places the organism in Eukaryota, Metazoa, Mollusca, Bivalvia, Venerida, Veneridae.
UAUUAAAUGUGUCAUUAUAGUUUUAACGGCUUUUCACAUAUUUGGAGUAAUCAUGUGGACUUCUACACUAACCGUAUUAUUUUACAUAUUGCUUGCAAUUGUACAUGGCACACAUGGUGAUUUAUAUUGCUAUCAAUGUGCAGAUGUCUCCAAAGCACGUGACUGUAGCGUUGUCAAGAAAUGUGGACCAAAUCAGGUGUGUUAUUCAACUCAGAGCAUAACAAGCAAUGGUCAGGUAUACAGGAAAAUGGGAUGCAGAGAUGUAUCGCAAUGCAGUACAACAACCGGCAUUGUUGGUAAACGAUUCUUGUUCGGUAGAGGAUUGUCAGAAGAAGUAACUGGUGUGGCUUGGAGAAGUCUGGGCGAUACUAUUUUAUGUGAUGCCUGUUGCAAUUCUAACCUAUGUCAGCCCAAACUUUGUAAUGAUGAAGAUUAUAUGACGGAUAGAGGACCAAUAUGCUUUCAUUGUGACUAUCAGACUCGGAACAGUCCUUGUACGAGCGUUCGGGAAUGCGCUCGAGGUGAAGCAUGCACUCUCAACUAUGCUUCCGGGCAUCAUGACCUUUUACAAUCAGGAUGUAUGUCUAAAAGUAUAUGUGAACGAAUAGUUAGUUCUAACAGCUUCCAUAAGACGAAUUCUACAUGCUUUACCUGUUGUGCUGCUGAUGUGUGUAACACCGGAUGUAACAACGUUGACCACGAAGUAACUGCUUCCACGACCCCAUCUGGACAACUUUCAACACGUGCUGGAUGUAGCGACUCUACACAUUGGCAAACCUGUAAGCUUGCGGCUAGUAUAGUUUGUAAAGAUCUUGCUCAUGCGAGAAAUGCAAAUUGUGAACAUUACUGUGGCUUUUGCUGA